AUAUGAAACUGGUGACCAUGUGGGUGUUUUUGCUGAAAACUGUGAUGAAACUGUUGAAGAAGCUGGAAAGUUGUUGGGUCAGGGUUUAGAUUUGUUGUUUUCCCUCCACACUGAUAAUGAGGAUGGUAUUCCCCAAGGAGGUUCUCUGCCACCUCCUUUUCCUGGUCCUUGCACACUGCGAUUUGCUUUAGCACAUUAUGCAGAUCUCUUGAACCCCCCGCGAAAGGCUGCUUUAGUUGCUCUGGCUGCUCAUACUUCUGAACCUAGUGAAGAAGAUAGAUUAAAGUUCCUUUCUUCUCCUCAAGGGAAGGAUGAGUACUCCAAAUGGGUGAUUGGUAGUCAGAGAAGUCUCCUCGAGGUAAUGGCUGAGUUUCCAUCAGCAAAACCGCCCCUUGGUGUGUUUUUUGCUGCAGUGGCCCCUCACUUACAGCCUCGCUAUUAUUCUAUUUCAUCCUCUCCUAGGUUUGCCCCGCAAAGGGUACAUGUAACUUGUGCCUUAGUUUGUGGUCCGACUCCUACUGGAAGAAUUCACAAAGGAGUAUGUUCAACCUGGAUGAAGAAUUCUAUUCCCUUAGAGAAAAGUCAUGACUGUAGUUGGGCUCCUAUUUUUAUUAGGCCAUCAAAUUUCAAAUUACCAGUUGAUCAUUCCAUUCCCAUUGUUAUGGUUGGACCUGGUACUGGCUUGGCACCUUUCAGGGGAUUUUUACAGGAAAGAUUGGCCCUUAAAGAGGAUGGUGUUCAAUUAGGUCCUGCAUUACUCUUCUUUGGAUGCAGGAAUCGUCAAAUGGAUUAUAUUUAUGUGGAUGAGCUAAAGAAUUUUGUGGAUCAAGGUGCUCUGUCAGAGUUGAUAGUUGCAUUCUCUAGAGAGGGACCUGAAAAGGAGUAUGUUCAACACAAAAUGAUGGAUAAAGCAGCAAAUCUGUGGAGAUUGAUUUCUCACGGAGGUUACCUUUAUGUCUGUGGUGAUGCUAAGGGUAUGGCGAGAGAUGUUCAUCGGACUCUUCAUGGCAUUGUGCAGCAGCAGGAAAAUGUGGACUCAUCCAAGGCAGAGGCUUUAGUGAAAAAACUCCAGAUGGAUGGACGUUACCUUAGAGAUGUCUGGUAA
Messenger RNA from Gastrolobium bilobum, 1105 nucleotides. RefSeq names its product NADPH--cytochrome P450 reductase-like. Gene Ontology annotation, molecular function: FMN binding; NADPH-hemoprotein reductase activity; flavin adenine dinucleotide binding. The transcript is spliced from 9 exons. The annotation marks the transcript as partial. NCBI's taxonomy places the organism in Eukaryota, Viridiplantae, Streptophyta, Magnoliopsida, Fabales, Fabaceae. Gene Ontology annotation, cellular component: cytosol. The record is from RefSeq and is a predicted model, not a curated record.